Messenger RNA from Nerophis lumbriciformis (worm pipefish), 2127 nucleotides. RefSeq names its product zinc finger and BTB domain containing 48 (gene zbtb48). Gene Ontology annotation, biological process: regulation of DNA-templated transcription. NCBI's taxonomy places the organism in Eukaryota, Metazoa, Chordata, Actinopteri, Syngnathiformes, Syngnathidae. Gene Ontology annotation, molecular function: protein binding. The record is from RefSeq and is a predicted model, not a curated record.
UUCCAUUCCGGAGUUCGGCCUGUCGUGACGUCACUUCCUCUUCCGGUUACAGUUGCGAGCCGACAAGAAGGAAAAGAAGAAAUGCGCGCUGCCACGCACGCCCAGCGUGUCCUGUCCACCUUGAACCAGCAGAGGGCGGCAGGGAGUUUCUGCGACACCCUGCUGAAAGUGUCGGACGGCGCCAUCUACGCCGCCCACCGCGGCGUCCUCGCCUGCUUCAGCCGCGCCUUCCAGGGCGCCGACAUGUCCGCCGCCAAAGAGCUGAGCCUCCAGGAGUGCUGCGGCGAGGGCCUGGAGGUGCUGCUGGACUUUGUCUACACGGGACAACUCAAGCUGGACCCCGGCGUCCUGGACAAGGUGCAGAGCGCGGCGGACAGCCUGUGCGUCCCCGAGGCGCUGGCGCUGUGUCAGCGAUUCCGCGACACGCCCGCGGACGCUCCUCUCAAGCGGGGGCGAGGCAGGCCGAGAAAGACGGAGACGGACGUCUUUUUGGAAGAUAAAACGGCGACGAGCGCCAAAGAGGAGUGCGGCUCGGACGCGCUCGCAGGAAGCGUGAACGCGCUCGCCACCACCCGCUCCGGUCGAGUGGUCAAAGGUCCCAGACGGCUGAUGGCGGACGAGGACGAUGGAGCCCCGCCUACUUUUUGCCACGACAUCGCUGAGCAGACGACGGGUGAGAGUCAGGCCAGCGAGCAGCCGAGCGACACCAACGACACAGACGCGGGUGAGGACUUUGACACAACCGUCCCGGACUCCGACGAGGAGUACGUUCCCGUCCACCAGUCCGGUCCCGGCGAGACCGCGUCCCUCGCAGCCUCCCAGCCGGAGACCAACGGGGACGACGGCGAAGCGGCGGAGGACGAGUCCAGCAACUCCGUGCAGUGUCCCGUCUGCCGCAAAGUGUUCAAGAGCAAAUACUACCUCAAAGUCCACAACAGACGACACACUGGAGAGAAACCCUUUGGUUGCCAGAAAUGUGGGAAGCGUUACUUCCGGAAGGAGAAUCUGAUGAUCCAUGAGGUCAGACAUUGCACCACACCACAGACCUACACCUGUCCCACCUGCUCCUCCACCUUUCCAGGCAAAGAGGAGCUGCGUGCACACGUGGUGUCACACACGGGACACACGCCCUACAAGUGUUCAACGUGUGCAGAACACUUCAUGUACAAGAAGAACCUGACGGCUCACAUGAUGAAGGUCCACGGACACCCCAAACCACACGCUUGCCCUCAGUGCCCCAAAACCUUCCUCACGCGCUCGGAGCUGCGCGUGCACGAUGCGUCCAAGCAUCGCGGCGAGAAGCCGUUUGUGUGCGAGGAGUGCGGCCAUCGAGCCUCCAGUCGCAACGGCCUGCAGAUGCACAUCAAAGCCAUCCACAGGAACGAGCGUCCCUUCGUGUGCAGCGUCUGCAACCACGCCUUCUCCCAGAAGAACAACCUCAACAUGCACCUGCGCGUGCACAGCGGCGAGCGGCCCUACCAGUGUCACCUGUGCGGCAAAACCUUCCGAACGCAAGCCAGCCUGGACAAACAUCACCGCACGCACACGGGCGAGCGGCCCUUCCCGUGCGACGCGUGCGAGCGCCGCUUCUCCGAGAAGGGCGCGCUCCUUCGCCACAAGGCCAGCAAGCACGAGGAGGGUCGGCCCCACUGCUGCCAUAUUUGUAGCAAGACCUUUAAGGCCAAAGAGCAACUGAGCGUUCACCUGCGGCGCCAUAAAGGCAUGCGGAAGUUUGAAUGUGGCGACUGCGGAUACAAGUUCACCCGACAGGCACACCUGCGUCGUCACCACCAGAUCCACAAGCGCACAGAGAACUACAACCCGCGCCAGAGGAAGCUGAGGAACGUGGUCGUGGAGGACGACGACGACGACGACGACGCGGGAGGCGACGGCGACUUUCACGCCACCGAAGCGGCGGAAACCCCGGCGGUCGUCAUGGAAACGUCGGCCCCCUUGCCGACAACCUCCGCCGCCCCCGGCCUGGACUUGGACUGCGUGGUGAGCGUGGUCAUCGAGUAGACCUGGGGGUUCACACAUGCAGUCAAAUGUUGCAACACUGCUAGAAAAAGAUGAAACGUGACAAUAAGAUUUUACCUUUUACAAAAAUGCCUGUUGACAAAUAAAUUG